Molecule: messenger RNA, 1437 nt
Organism: Engraulis encrasicolus (European anchovy)
Lineage: Eukaryota; Metazoa; Chordata; Actinopteri; Clupeiformes; Engraulidae
Gene: gabrb3
Product: gamma-aminobutyric acid type A receptor subunit beta3
Exons: 9
Coding region: 1-1437 (478 amino acids)
Biological process (GO): signal transduction; nervous system process; regulation of membrane potential
Cellular component (GO): GABA-A receptor complex; plasma membrane; neuron projection
Molecular function (GO): chloride channel activity; GABA-A receptor activity; extracellular ligand-gated monoatomic ion channel activity
Source: RefSeq, a predicted model, not a curated record
AUGUUUGGAUUAAAGACACGAAAGCUGUUUGGUGUUCUCUCUGUACCGGUUAUUGUGGCACUGGUGUGCUGUGCACAGAGCGCAAACGAGCCCGGGAAUAUGUCUUUUGUGAAAGAAACGGUGGAUAAACUCCUCAAAGGAUACGACAUUCGCCUUCGUCCAGACUUUGGAGGAGCGCCUGUGGCAGUUGGAAUGAGUAUAGACGUGGCGAGUAUAGACAUGGUCUCCGAAGUCAAUAUGGAUUACACGUUGACCAUGUACUUCCAGCAGUACUGGAGAGACAAGCGUUUGGCGUACGCAGGGAUCCCUCUCAACCUCACGCUGGACAACCGGGUGGCCGACCAGCUGUGGGUGCCAGACACCUACUUCCUGAACGAUAAGAAGUCCUUCGUACACGGCGUCACCGUCAAGAACCGCAUGAUCCGACUUCAUCCGGACGGAACGGUCCUUUACGGGUUGAGAAUCACGACGACAGCUGCAUGUAUGAUGGACCUGAGGAGGUACCCUUUGGACGAGCAGAACUGCACUCUGGAGAUUGAGAGCUAUGGCUACACGACGGAUGACAUUGAGUUUUACUGGAAGGGAGGUGACAACGCGGUGACUGGCGUGCAACGCAUCGAGCUGCCCCAGUUCUCCAUAGUGGCCUACAAUCUGGUCUCCAGGAACGUGGUCUUCUCCACAGGUGCCUAUCCACGGCUGUCUCUGAGCUUCAAGCUGAAGAGGAACAUCGGCUACUUCAUCCUGCAGACCUACAUGCCCUCCAUCCUCAUCACCAUCCUCUCCUGGGUCUCCUUCUGGAUCAACUACGACGCCUCGGCCGCCCGAGUGGCUUUAGGUAUCACCACUGUGCUGACCAUGACCACCAUCAACACUCACCUGAGGGAAACCCUACCCAAGAUCCCCUACGUCAAAGCCAUAGACAUGUAUCUGAUGGGCUGCUUCGUCUUUGUGUUCUUGGCCCUGCUGGAGUACGCCUUCGUCAACUACAUCUUCUUCGGGAGGGGCCCGCAGAUGCAGAAGAAACUGGCCGAGAAGGCAGAGAAGGCAAACAACGACCGCAUGAAAUACGAUGGCAACCGAGUGGACGCCCAGGGCAACAUCCUCCUGACCACCCUGGAGAUCCACAACGAGGUGGCCAGCAACGAGAUCACCACCACCAGCCUGACCGAGACGCGCAACUCCUCCUCCAUGAUGUUCGACAACUCCUCAGGAAUCCAGUACCGGAAGCAGAGCAUGGCGCGCUCCGACGGGCGCCAGAGCAUGGAGCGCGGCGCCAUGCACCACAAGAAGCCGCGCCUGCGCCGGCGCUCCUCGCAACUCAAAAUCAAAAUCCCCGACCUCACGGACGUGAACACCAUCGAUCGAUGGUCACGGAUAAUAUUCCCCGCAGCUUUCUCGCUCUUCAAUCUCAUCUACUGGUUGUACUAUGUGAAUUAA